AAAGGAGGAGAGGAGCCGGUCGUAACUGCUUCAGUGGGGGGAGCGCUGUGAGGUAUGGAAAAAAUGGUUUACGUGUGUUGGAGGGUCUGGCAGCGUCUGGCCUACGCUCUGUGAGGUUUGCUCUGGAGGUGCCUGGUCUACGUAGCGUCACGGCUAACGACUUCUCAGCCAAGGCUGCUGCCCUCAUCGCCCGCAAUGCCCAGCACAAUGGGGUCACACACCUACUGCAGGCCAGCCAGAGAGACGCCAGCAUGCUGAUGUAUGAGAUGCGGGGGAAGAAGGAACGCUAUGAUGUCAUAGACCUGGACCCCUACGGAAGCCCCGCCCCUUUCCUGGAUGCAGCCGUGCAGGCCGUCGGUGAAGGAGGUCUGUUGUGUGUGACGUGUACUGACAUGGCUGUGAUGGCUGGUAACAGUGGGGAGACCUGCUACAGCAAAUACGGCUCUGUCUCCAUCAAAGCCAAGUACUGCCAUGAGAUGGCUCUGCGGAUCAUCCUGCAUAGUCUGGACCAGAGAGCUGGUGUGUACCAGCGUUACAUCCACCCCCUGCUCUGUGUCAGUGUGGACUUCUACAUACGAGUGUUUGUCAGGGUACACACUGGACAGGCCAUGGUCAAAAACUCAGCAAGUAAACAAGCGUUGGUGUAUAACUGUGUAGGCUGUGGAUCCUUCCACUUACAACGACUGGGCAAGAGGACGACUCAGGGAAAACAUAUAAAGUACUCUGCAGCCACUGGACCGCCGGUCGGAGCAGAAUGUGAACACUGUGGACACAGACACCAGCUGGGUGGUCCUAUCUGGGGUGAGGCCCUCCAUGAUGUGAGCUUUGUUCAGAAGGUUCUAUCUGCUGUGUCUGGGAACCCGUCCCGCUUUGGAACCGCCCGACGCAUAGAGGGCAUGCUCAGCAUGGUCACAGAGGAGCUGGAGGAUGUGCCUCUAUACUAUACAGUGGACAACCUGAGCAGCACUGUACACUGCAGCACUCCCCCUCUACUCCAAUUCCGGUCUGCUCUGCUUCAUGCGGGCCACAGGGUGUCUUUGUCUCAUGCCUGUAAGAAUGCUCUAAAGACGGACGCUCCUCCCAGGGUCCUCUGGGACGUCAUGCGAUGCUGGGAGAAGUCCAAUCCAGUGAAGAGAGACAGACUGUCAGAGAGCAGCCCUGCUCACCAAAUCCUCAAUACUGAACCCAUUCUACAGGCGUGUUUUGAUGUGAGGGAGGAUGCCAAUCCCCAGUCCCGUCGUCGCCACCUCACCCGCUUCCAGGAGAACCCUGAGCCAUUCUGGGGGCCCAAGGCCCGCGCCAAGGCUGGUGGUGGAGGUAUCUCAUCAGACCUGGAGGACAGGAGGAAACAGGGUCAGAACAAGAGAAAGAACCAGAUUACAGACGCCACCCAGCUCAAGAGCUUCCCCUGCAAGAGGUUCAGAAAGGGUAAAUGCACACAUGGUGAAAAAUGCUGUUACUCCCAUGACCUGGAACAGACUGACAAGAUGGAGUGAUUAUGGAGCGAUUCCUUCCUACUCUCCUUUCUUCCCUCUGUCUUUCUCUCACUUGGAACAUUGAGUUGGUAUCCUCAUGUCCAGCCCAGCAGACUCUGUCCACUGUAAGGUAUACUGGACACAAUCAGGGUAUGGAGUUUUCCCACUGACUAAGCAACCAGGUAAAACUCCAGGCCCCAGACAUAAUUAACUUGGAACUCUACCGGUUAUGGCUCCGGGGUGAAGUUUCCCCCUUGAUACAAAUCUAGGAUCAGCUUCCCGUCCCCCAAUCCUCUACGUAACCAGAGGGAGAACGCAAAACUGACCCAAGAUCAGCGUCUAGGGGUAACUUCACUACAAAACAUUAUGGAAUGUGAUAAGUUAGUUAGCCCUGUAUUGGAAAUACAUGUACACAUGUGAUGUGGACAAACUGGCUUCAUACUGAAGUGAAGCAUCAAUUGGUUUAUUUUUGACUGUUGUGACAGUCUAAUAAAAAUCCUUAUGCCAA
Molecule: messenger RNA, 1983 nt
Organism: Coregonus clupeaformis (lake whitefish)
Lineage: Eukaryota; Metazoa; Chordata; Actinopteri; Salmoniformes; Salmonidae
Product: tRNA (guanine(26)-N(2))-dimethyltransferase-like
Exons: 14
Coding region: 252-1496 (414 amino acids)
Biological process (GO): tRNA N2-guanine methylation
Cellular component (GO): nucleus
Molecular function (GO): RNA binding; metal ion binding
Source: RefSeq, a predicted model, not a curated record